Messenger RNA from Capsella rubella, 2529 nucleotides. Its product is annotated as subtilisin-like protease SBT1.7. The record is from RefSeq and is a predicted model, not a curated record. NCBI's taxonomy places the organism in Eukaryota, Viridiplantae, Streptophyta, Magnoliopsida, Brassicales, Brassicaceae. Gene Ontology annotation, molecular function: serine-type endopeptidase activity. The coding region runs from base 8 to 2302 and encodes 764 amino acids. Gene Ontology annotation, biological process: proteolysis. The transcript has a single exon.
CUCAAUCAUGUCUUCUUCUUCUUCUUCUUCUUCGUUUCUCUCUUCCUCCACCACUGCUUUCUUCCUCCUCCUCUGUCUAGGAUUAUGCCACGUGUCCUCCUCCUCUUCCGAACAAGGAACCUACAUCGUUCACAUGGCUAAAUCUCAGAUGCCGUCCACCUUCGACCUCCACUCUAACUGGUACGAUUCAUCUCUCAGAUCUAUCUCCGACUCCGCUGAACUCCUCUACACUUACGAGAACGCUAUUCAUGGCUUCUCCACUCGGCUCACUCAAGAAGAAGCCGACUCGCUCAUGACCCAACCUGGCGUUAUCUCCGUUUUGCCUGAGCACCGUUACGAGCUUCACACGACUCGUACUCCUCUCUUCCUCGGCCUUGACGAACACACCGCAGAUCUGUUCCCCGAGACCGGCGCAUCAAGCGACGUCGUCGUCGGAGUUCUCGAUACCGGGGUCUGGCCGGAGAGUAAAAGCUACUCCGAUGCAGGAUUCGGUCCGAUCCCAGCUACCUGGAAAGGAGGAUGCGAGACCGGGACUAACUUCACCGCUUCUCACUGUAACCGUAAGCUAAUCGGAGCAAGAUUCUUCGCUCGUGGCUACGAAUCAACGAUGGGGCCAAUCGACGAAUCUAAAGAAUCGAGAUCUCCAAGAGACGACGACGGACACGGAACCCACACGUCAUCAACCGCCGCUGGAUCCGUCGUCGAAGGAGCCAGCUUAUUAGGUUACGCUUCAGGAACAGCUCGCGGUAUGGCUCCACGCGCUAGAGUCGCCGUUUACAAAGUUUGUUGGCUCGGUGGUUGCUUCAGCUCAGAUAUUUUAGCUGCAAUUGAUAAAGCCAUCGCAGAUAACGUCAACGUUUUGUCGAUGUCGCUCGGCGGUGGAAUGUCUGAUUAUUAUAGAGAUGGUGUUGCGAUCGGAGCUUUCGCCGCCAUGGAAAGAGGGAUUUUGGUAUCUUGCUCGGCUGGAAAUGCUGGACCGAGCAGUUUCAGUUUAUCAAACGUAGCUCCAUGGAUUACGACUGUUGGUGCUGGUACUCUAGAUCGUGAUUUCCCGGCGCUUGCGAUUCUCGGCAACGGUAAGAAUUUCACCGGAGUUUCGUUGUUUAAAGGAGAAGCUCUACCGGAUAAAUUGUUGCCGUUCAUAUACGCUGGGAAUGCUAGUAAUGCUACUAAUGGUAAUCUCUGUAUGUCGGGAACAUUGAUCCCGGAGAAAGUAAAAGGGAAGAUUGUGAUGUGUGAUAGAGGAGUUAAUGCUAGAGUUCAGAAAGGAGAUGUGGUUAAAGCCGCUGGUGGACUUGGGAUGAUUCUGGCUAACACGGCCGCCAAUGGUGAAGAGCUUGUCGCCGAUGCUCAUUUGUUACCCGCGACCACCGUUGGUGAAAAGGCCGGUGAUAUCAUCCGGCAUUACGUUACUACCGAUCCGCAUCCAACCGCUUCGAUUUCAAUCUUGGGAACCGUCGUCGGUGUUAAACCAUCUCCGGUGGUUGCGGCGUUCAGCUCACGAGGACCCAAUUCGAUCACGCCGAAUAUUCUUAAACCGGAUCUGAUCGCUCCUGGAGUCAACAUCCUCGCCGCGUGGACCGGUGCUGCUGGACCGACCGGGCUCGCUUCCGAUUCUCGCCGAGUGGAGUUCAACAUCAUCUCAGGAACGUCCAUGUCUUGCCCUCACGUGAGUGGUUUAGCCGCACUUCUCAAGUCGGUGCAUCCCGAGUGGAGCCCCGCGGCGAUUAGAUCGGCUCUUAUGACCACCGCUUACAAAACCUACAAAGACGGUAAGCCGCUACUCGACAUCGCUACGGGGAAGCCUUCGACGCCGUUCGAUCACGGUGCAGGACACGCGUCACCAGCAACCGCCACUAAUCCAGGACUCAUCUACGAUCUAACGACGGAGGAUUAUCUGGGAUUCCUCUGCGCGUUGAACUACACAUCGUCGCAAAUCAGAAUCGUUUCGAGACGUAAUUACACUUGCGAUCCGAGUAAGUCGUACUCCGUCGCUGAUUUGAACUAUCCGUCGUUCGCCGUGAACGUCGACGGAGCCGGCGCGUACAAGUACACGCGCACAGUGACGAGCGUGGGAGGAGCGGGGACAUACUCGGUUAAAGUAGCCUCGGAGACGACAGGAGUCAAGAUAUCGGUUGAACCGGCGGUUUUGGAUUUCAAGGCAGCGAACGAGAAGAAAUCGUAUACGGUGACGUUUACUGUAGACUCAACAAAAGGGUCUGGAUCUAACAGCUUUGGGAGUAUUGAAUGGUCGGAUGGGAAACACGUGGUUGGAAGCCCCGUGGCGAUUAGCUGGACAUAGUCGUAAAUUAUGAUUAAAAAAAAAUGGAAGGGCUCUUUAUGGGAAAGGAAAGAAUGGGGUUACAAUAUAUUUGUAAUGCCGUUUUUAGAUUAUUAAGAAAGCUCUGUUUAGCAAAAACGGCAUGCAGUCUAUUAAGGCUUGUCUAGUUUCUCGCUGUUUUUAUCUUUUCUGAUUUUAAAAAAGGAAAUAUAUUCUCCGGCCACAACGGUAGGCUGUGUCUCUCUCUC